AUGAUUUGGACAACAACUGCGAUAUGUCAACUUUAUGAAAGUGAAAAGAACAACGAUAUUAUGAAAAAUAAUGAAAUGGGAAAAGGAUUUUUUUUAAUGACAAAUAGACUUACACAAGAUGCAUUGGAAAAUAUGUUUUUGAUAAAUCGUCAAAAAAAUGGGUUUAACAGAAACCCAACAGCAAGAACUUUUCGUUGCUCUUUUAGUCAUAGUUCAUAUAGCCUUAUGCAAUGUUCUUCAACAUGCAAUAAUUGCGAAGCGGAUAAUGAUGAAUAUAUAAUUAAUGCAUUAAAAGAUGUUGAAGUACAAAAAACAACAGAGUUGGUAGAAGUAGCUUAUGAAAAACAACCAGAAACUACUGAAUUUAAUUCAACAUCAAACUCCCCGUCAUUUAUUUCAAAAAGGCGGGUUGCAUAA
Aphis gossypii (cotton aphid) is the source of this 417-nucleotide messenger RNA. RefSeq lists its product as uncharacterized. Bases 1 to 417 code for a protein of 138 amino acids. Lineage: Eukaryota; Metazoa; Arthropoda; Insecta; Hemiptera; Aphididae. The transcript has 3 exons. The record is from RefSeq and is a predicted model, not a curated record.